AUGUCCACCUCAGACCGACCAAUCUCCCCCACCGUCUUCGCCGAAGCCAUCAAAGAGCUCCCUCUUGAAUCCCUCCACGCCGAAGCCGUCAAACUGACCAACGAUAUUGCAAAAUUACUCGAGUCCAACGCAGCCCUGGAAGCUGAAAAGGCCGUGGAGACGGAAGACGGGAUCAAGUUCCUGGAUGAUGUGAUUGUCGAGAACGAAGGCGUGGUGAAAUGGAAAGAAGAGCGGAUUGAGCUUCUCAAGCGCGAGGUAGAGGAUCGCGGUCAAAUUUGGAUUGAUCCGAAAAAAGCUGGGCAGGAGGAUGGAGACGAGGAACAGCCCUCGGUUGUGAAUGGGACUAGACAUGGUGGUGACGAGGCGGGUGCCGGCGGUAAUGUGCAACAACGGCAAGCGCCUGAUGGUGAUGAGGGCGUCUACCUUUGA
Penicillium diatomitis is the source of this 429-nucleotide messenger RNA. RefSeq lists its product as uncharacterized. Bases 1 to 429 code for a protein of 142 amino acids. Gene Ontology annotation, biological process: proteasome regulatory particle assembly. The transcript has a single exon. Gene Ontology annotation, molecular function: protein-macromolecule adaptor activity. Lineage: Eukaryota; Fungi; Ascomycota; Eurotiomycetes; Eurotiales; Aspergillaceae. The record is from RefSeq and is a predicted model, not a curated record.